GUGGACAUAUUUGGUGGUGGACUGGACUGGACUGGACCAGACAGUCGUUCGGUCGGCUUGCGGCGGCUGAGAGGAGUGGCCGCUGUUGAGGGCUGGGCUGUGGCUGUGGCUGUGGCUGUGGCUCGUCAAUGGCUCCGCAUGGGUACCUGCAUGGGCCUGGCCUUGAGUAUGCGGGGUAUAGGUGGGCACACGGUGGUAGCAGUAACGCCGAUAGGAGCGAGGUCUUGGAUAGUGAAGAACCUGUGUGUGUAUGUGAAAGUUGCGCGCAGUGGCUGA
Bipolaris zeicola 26-R-13 is the source of this 276-nucleotide messenger RNA. RefSeq lists its product as uncharacterized. NCBI's taxonomy places the organism in Eukaryota, Fungi, Ascomycota, Dothideomycetes, Pleosporales, Pleosporaceae. The annotation marks the transcript as partial. The record is from RefSeq and is a predicted model, not a curated record. The transcript has a single exon.